AUGACCGACUCUACGGUAGCAAACAACGUCUCAAACGGGGCCUCUUCCGCCUACGCAUCCAUCACCAGCUCUGCCCAGCGAGUGCUACCUGUAGCUUCCACCAUCGUCUCUGAAGCUACGGGCUUUGCUGCACUCUCGGAAACCUACAGCGACGCUCCGACUGCCCAACCGGAGCAUCCUGGUGCUUCUUCCACAGUGCCGUCUGACGAUCCAUCGUCAUCCACAGACCAGCCGGACGCAUCCGUGUUGGCACGUGACGACACGCAGGAAGAACUUGAGCGCGGACCGUCCUCGUCGGAGCGUCCACAGCAGAGCCAAAGCCAUAUCGGAACCGAAUCAGACAUCCCCACCACCGGUGGUGCCGGCACCACUGCUUCACCAGAUGACGACGUGAAAGAUGCCCUCGCGAAGGAGGGCCAGAAGCACGGGGGUGCGUCACAAGCAGCCGUCGGGGUGGAUUACUCGGAUCAGCCUUGCCCCACCGCCGACGCUCGCAGGGAAACCCCGACCAGCAAACCUGCCGAGGGUAAAACUCAGUUCGAUAGCAGAGAGCAACAGCUCCAUGGUUCCAGCGAGAACAGCAGCGCUAGCAGCGAUCCCAGGUCUGAAUCCACGGCUGCCACUUCUGCCCCCCAAGACGCAGAGAGCGGCACAUCAAAGGGCUCCAGUCUGAAGGACAAGUUGAAAGGCCAGGCGAAGGUGGUUGCUGGCAAGAUCACACGCAACGAAGAGAAGGUGGAACAGGAUUCAGCAGUAGCCGCAAUGUCCGACACUGCGGCGAAAGACUGGCAGCCGGUGCCCAUCUCGCUGGACCCGAUCUUCCGUCUGUCGUGCCCCGUCGAGAAGGCGCACGUUGUGGGUGACUCGGGCGAAGGCUUGCGCAAGAUCGUCCCCAUCUCGGCAGGUGGCACCAUGACAUCCACCACCGUCCGCGCAUUCGACGGUGCAGUGGGCAUGCCAGGAGGAAGCGACUACUUCCGCACCGACCGGUUCGGUAAGACCCGGCUAGACGCACGCUAUUUCUUCCAGCUCAAGAGCGGUCAUAACCUCUUCUUCCAGUCUUCCGGCAUCCGCUUUGUUCCGGAAACGUACGAGGAUCAGACUGCGAAGGAGAAGCUACUGGCGGGGCAAGACCUCGAUCCAAACUUGUACUACUUCCGGUUGAAGCUCAUCCUGGAAUGCGACAAUCCCGACCCGCAGGUUCAGGAUAUUGUCAACAAGAUCGUCAUCGCUAGCGCUGUAAGGCACCCGGACAGAGUCGUGUACCAGGCUUACGUUGUUCAGUGA
Messenger RNA from Sporisorium graminicola, 1287 nucleotides. RefSeq lists its product as uncharacterized. The record is from RefSeq and is a predicted model, not a curated record. Lineage: Eukaryota; Fungi; Basidiomycota; Ustilaginomycetes; Ustilaginales; Ustilaginaceae. The transcript has 3 exons. Bases 1 to 1287 code for a protein of 428 amino acids.